Molecule: messenger RNA, 1723 nt
Organism: Onthophagus taurus
Lineage: Eukaryota; Metazoa; Arthropoda; Insecta; Coleoptera; Scarabaeidae
Product: glucose-fructose oxidoreductase domain-containing protein 1
Molecular function (GO): nucleotide binding
Source: RefSeq, a predicted model, not a curated record
GUUUCGGUAACCACCGCUUAAUGACAGAUGUCAGGUCAUGGGUUCUUUUUUGAUUUACGUGUUGCAUAUUUUUUUUUAAAAUAGAGAAAUAGAGGAGGAUUGAAGAAUAUUAGAGAAGGGAGGAGAUAGCCUGUUAAAUAGAGGAUACUCCUCUGAAAUAGAAGAGUUGGUAACCCUAAUUAUAAGGUAGUCGUGGUUAAAAAAUAUUAUGUAGCGACUAUUUGGAAUUUUGAAAAACAGUUUUGUGUGUAUAGCGAAAACAAUUUUUGUCGUGGACUUGUAGACCACACCCGACAGACGGAGGGUUAAAUUUACCUUUCCAUCUCCAUCGCAAAAACGUCUAUGGUUGUUGACACAACAAUCAAAACAUCACGACAUAACCUCAAAAAAUCAAUCGUAAUUUUAAAAUUUCUAAAAAUAUUUAAGCAUGUUACCCGGUAUUGGAAUUUUCGGUACCGGACCGGCGGUAAAAGUAUUAAUUCCAAUUUUGCGUGAAAACGGGUUUAAAAUUGAAGCGAUAUGGAGUAGAACGAUUCAAGAUGCCCAGGAAUUAGCAAAAGAACAAAAUAUCCCUUUUUACACGAAUAAAAUCGACGACGUUCUCCUUCGAAAAGACGUCGUAUUAAUUUUCGUUUUAUGUUCGCCCAAUCUUCAUGCUCAAAUAAGUGUGAAAGCACUUGGAAUUGGUAAACACAUUGUUUGUGAUAAACCUGCCGGAUUGAGUCAAGCGGACGCUUUAAAAAUGGUUAAUGCAAGUCAAUAUUAUCCGGCUUUAAUUUCAAUAAUAAAUCACUCAUUUCGAUUUCUUCCUGCUUUUACGGCAAUGAGAAAACAGGUUGGUGAUGAUUAUCUUGGUUCGUCGAUUAAAUUAAUUGAUGUUCGGAUACAAUGUGGUAGUUUGUAUUCUGAAGCUGAUAAUUUUGAUUGGAGGUGUAAUGAUAUUAUGGGUGGUGGAAUUUUAAAUUUAAUUGGAAGUCAUGUAGUGGAUACUGUUACUUAUAUAACCGGAGCGAAAGCUUUGCGGGUACACGGAGUUGUUAGAACUUUUACAAAAACAACGAAAAGUAUCAAUGGAAUCCGACAGAUUUCAGCGCCAGAUUUUUGCACAUUUCAAAUGGAAUUGGAGGGAGGAAUUUUAGUUACAGCUACAUUAAAUAGUCAAUUAGUAAAUAAUUCCUUUCAUCAAGAUAUUGUUAUAACUGGAAAUGAUGGUUAUUUAACUGUACGUGGUUGUGAAUUAUUUGGUAAAAGAAAUGGCGAUCUUGAAGAAGUAUUAUUAAGUGAAGCCGACAAUAAAGAAUGGGUUGUUUCUAAUAAUUUACCUCGACCGUACAUUUUAGGGUUAUAUAAAAUGAUUGGUGCUUUACGAGAAGCUUUUCUUCCCGUGUCAGAAACAGCAGGUUGGAUAAAAGACCCUGUUUGUUUUGCAGCAGGAUUUGAUGAUGGUUUAUAUGUCCAAGCCGUUUUAAGCGCUAUUAAACAGUCGUCUCAAAUCAAACAAUGGGUUAAAGUUGAUGUUAUGACUGAACAACCCGAUACAAACGCUUUAUUAAGUGCCGCCGUCCGAAGAACUGCUAUUUCUAUCACUUAAAAAGAGUUAAAGUUUUGUUAUUGCCUAUUUUAUUAUAUUAUAAAACGCUAUAUAGUUUAUUUAAGAAUUAAGUUAUAUUCAGUAUUAUCAAAUUGUAAUCUCUUUAAAAAUAUUAAAGCUUUUUUAAAUUGA